AUGGGCCUCACUUGUUCCCAGCUGGCUCCAAGUUCAUGGCAGGAUGAGGGUGAUGCGGCUGAUGGCAUCUCCCCGAACGACUUGCAGAAAGGUGGUCCGAACUUGGAAAGUCUGGGAGAAGUGACCGCGGCUCCUUCUGUCGUCAUUGGGUGGGUGCUUCGCGACGUGAUUGGAUGGCCCUCCAUCUUUCAAGCGACCGACAUCACCGAAGAAAAGCUGAAAGUGGAGGUCAAAACCGAGGUGCAUGUAGCUCGGUUGCUCAGGUGCUGGGAGGAGCACGGGGAAGCGUUUCCUGAGGCGUUUGUUCAGGAGCUCUCCCUGCUUGUGACCAGCUUCCAAGCAGAGGACUGCACAUCUGAAACAACAUCAGAAUCAGGAAUCCCUCAGAGGCUUCUGGUCACCUACGAGGAUCUUUGGAAGAGGGACCUUCAAACGGAGGCCCAUGCCGCAAGGCUGCGCAAGUGCUGGGAUCAAUAUGGGGACGCCUUUCCAAAGGCCUUUGCAGAGGAGCUGUCCGUAUUUGCGAAGAGCUUGCAAGAGGAAGACAUCAGGGAUAAUGUUGCAGGGAAGAACGUUCGGGUGGCCACUCUCUUGGCGCAGGUCUUUGCCAGUCAAAACGCGUCCUUUCACGUGACAAGGCGCUCGCAGGAGCUCUAG
Molecule: messenger RNA, 657 nt
Organism: Klebsormidium nitens
Lineage: Eukaryota; Viridiplantae; Streptophyta; Klebsormidiophyceae; Klebsormidiales; Klebsormidiaceae
Source: the annotation of a GenBank genome assembly